GUGUGUUUGUGUGUUUGUGCCUCUCUCUCCCCCCCCCCUUUGCUGAUACUGUCUCCCUCCCAGACCCUCAACAGGGGAGGGUUUACACAUUUUAGGAAGUUGUUGUUUUUUUGUUCAUUUUCCCUCCCCAAAGCAGGGGGAAGAAGAGAAGGAAUCAGUUUUCGUGUCUGUGUGUUUGUGUGUGAGUGGAGUUUGUACAUUGGCGAGAGAGGGAGAAAGAGGAGGUGAAAAAGAAGAGUCGUCACGGCGGAGGCGGCGGGAUCAGCAGGAUGGAGAGAGAGAGAUGCUGCCUCACCCGCUGAGUUUCUCCAGCAUUUUUGUCCACCUUCAAAGGGAAUAAAGUGUGUUGAAGAUGUCCAAGAGACCUCCUACUCGACGGGGUAUUACGUUCGAAGUGGGUGCUCGUCUUGAAGCUCGGGAUAGACUGAAGAAAUGGUACACAGCACACAUAGAGAAGAUCGAUUAUGAGGAGGCCAAGGUGCUAAUCCACUUCAAACGCUGGAAUCAUCGGUACGAUGAAUGGUUCAACUGGGACAGUGUUUAUCUACGGCCGCUGGAGAGACCUCUCCUGCGGAAGGAAGGAGCCAAACUGGACGAACCAACUGUGGAGUUCCGCCCCAGUGAGCAGGUGCUGGCCUGCUGGUCAGAUUGUCGCUUCUAUCCAGCAAAGGUCAUUUCAGUCAACAAAGACGCUUCUUACACGGUAGAGUUCUACGAUGGAGUCAUUCAGAACGUGAAGAAAAUCCACGUCAAAUCAAUUCCGAAGAGCUCCAGGGAGAAGACGCUGUUGUUUCUGCAGAAUGCGGCGAGUGGGAGGAACAAGGAGAACGGCUCUGGCAGUGCGCGCCGGAGGGAGCGCUUCCGGGAGAAGUUCUCCCCAUCACUGGCCAGCCAGCAGGUGGGCGAGGACAAGCCGGCGGUGAUGGAGGAGGAAGCGGAGGUGGCGAAGCUGGCCAGCGAGGAGCCGGGGCCGGGGCCGGUGGGCAAAGCCACGGAGGUGCCGGCGGCAGAGAAGAAGAGCCCGCCGCAGUCCUCACCGCCGGGGAGCCCGCCCCCCGCCGUGCCGCCCAGCAAGCCGGAGGAGAAGAGGAAGCGCGGGAGACCGCCUUCAGUGGGGCUCGCAGGUGGUCACGCCAAAGGAGCAGCUUCCCAGGAUCGCCGGCUGUUGCCGGCACGUCAAGGGGGCUCAGGAACGGGAAAGAGAAAGUGUGCCUCCGCUGCCUCGACCCUAUCGAAGCAGAUGAAACUCGACCAGGGGCAGACUGCGGGCAGCCAGGAGCAGUCCAGGAGGAGGUCUUUGCGUCUGGCAUCUGGUGAUAGCAACUCGUCAGCUACCAGCGUGCCAAGCGAGGGAACGGAAGCACGCAGCAAGGCAAAGGAGCAGGACUCUGCCGCGGAAGCAGCGUCAGCAGCAGCAGCACCAGCAGCACCAGCAGCAGCAUCUGAGGCCCCGGCCCAAGCACAGCAAGAUCCCACUAUCCAAGCCCAGAGUUCCACCGACGCUGCAUCCGACACCUCAGUGCCAACGGUGCUUGCCAGCCCUGAGCAACAGGUCAAAGAGGCAGCGAAGGUUGACUCCCCUGAGCCAGGCUCGGAGCCACGAGAUCCUCCCCCUGAAGCCGCUCCUGUUGUGAAGCGUGUGCCUCGAUCCCAGAACCCAAACAGAUACAGUAGGGAACCCUUAACCAACACUGCCCAGAGCCCCGAGGAACAGCUGCCGCCCAAGGCGUUGAUCAUCGACCUCGACCACAACAAGUUUAAGUGCAAGAUUGCCGAGUGCUCGAAAGCUUUCCGCAAAGCCAAGAUGCUGCACUACCACAUGAAGUACUACCAUGGCAUUGAGAAGGCAGAAUCGGACCAAGGCUCCCCCAAGAGGAGCAUGCAAACCCGAGGCUCCUGCGCCUCCGAGACUGAGUCGCUCCUGGACAGCCCCAAGAGGCGGCGCACCACCUCGGGCUCCUUGCAUGGGUCCCAGAACGUGUCCCUCCGAGACGCCCACUCUUCCAGCGUCGACCCCAGAGCCGCAAAGCUGAACGAGAAGCGACGAAUCUCGGCCCCAUCAUCCCUCGACGUGGCUGCUCAGUCCAGGUUGUCGCUCCGGGAGAAGGCCAGGGACAACCAGACGGAGAGGUCCCACCGGAAGCUGCAGGAUCGGGAACGGGGCUUCAUGGACAGUGGAAUGAAAGAGAAGAACAAGGAGAAAAAGGUACGUGAUUUCCUCAAGGUGAAACUGAAGAAAAAGAAAAAAAAGAAAAAAAAAGUGAAGUCAGAGCUUUCUGACAGUGAAGAGAACGUAGAUGUCUCCAGAGAUUGCCCACCUAAAAAAUCCACAUUCCUCUCAACCAGAUCUUCCUCCUCUUACAAAUUUCCCUUCUCCCAUAAAUACACAACCUUAUGCACUUCUGACUCGGGAUACCUCAUGGAAGGACUGAAGUUUGACGAUGUUUCAGAUGACGAUCCCACGAGCGACUCGUCCACGGACAGCCUGAUGUGGAGCGAGGACGAGUACAGUCAGGAAGUUGACGUGACCACCAACCCCUACGACACGGGCGACGGGGAGGACAGCCAGCUGGAGGUCGUGCGCUGCAUCUGCGAAGUGGAGGAGGAGAACGAGUUCAUGAUCCAGUGUGAGGAGUGUCUAUGCUGGCAACACGGUGUUUGCAUGGGCUUGCUGGAGGAUAGUGUUCCCGAGAUCUACACCUGCUACAUGUGCCGCGACCCGCCAGAACAUCGCUUGAGUUCCAGAUACUGGUAUGACAAGGAGUGGCUCAGCAGUGGCCACAUGCAUGGCCUGACCUUUCUCAAAGAGAAUUACUCUCAUCAGAACAGCGGCAAUAUAGUUGCGACACACCAGCUACUGGGAGACGUGCACCGGGUGAUCGAGGUACUACACGGGCUGCAGCUGAAGAUAUACAUCCUCCAGAAUAAGGAUCAACCAGACCUGAAGCUGUGGUCCAAGCCCUGGCGGGUCAACUCCACCGCCAUCGAGAAGUUACGGGAAAGGCACAGUGCGCCCAGUGAAGACAGCAACAGCGGCCUGAGCGCCAGCGCGCCGGGCAGGACCCCGAAUGGCACGUCGGAGCGGCAGAACAGGGUCCCGGUCAUCGAGGAGUCCUACAUCACCAGCGAGCACUGCUACCAGAAGCCCCGGGCCUACUAUCCUGCCGCCGAGCAGCGGCUGGUGGUGGAGACCAGGAACUCCUCGCUGGACGAAGGUUUCGGGCGGAUGCGGGAGAACGGGGACGAGACGCUGGCCGAGAGGUUCGGCAGGAACGUCGAUGAAGACUCAGGGCGGCCCGACUAUGAUUUUCGUCGAGAGCAAGACAGCGUCUGCAAGGACGAGAGCAGCACGGGCAAGGUCCAUGGCAGUGGGCCGACAGCUGAGCCGCAGGGUGAGCAGGAGAGCGGUGGGCCGAGGCAGGUGGAGGAAGGAGGAGCGGGGGACUCCCAGCUGCAGUGGCAAGUCAACCUGCUGGCACAUGUGGAGUCUCUCCAGGACGAGGCCUGUCACAGGAUGGACUUCAUCGAGAGAGAGCUGGACGUUCUGGAGAGCUGGCUGGACUACUCCGGCGAGCUGGAACCCCCGGAUCCAUUGGCAAGGCUGCCUCAACUCAAGAACAGGAUGAAACAGCUGCUUGCGGACUUGGGCAAGGUGCAGCAGAUCGCCUCCUACUGCCCUGUGUGAGCUACGCCUCUAACGCUGGCGGACGGACGCUCCCUCGACCACAGGCUGUUGCCUGCCCAGGGGAGAGAGGGGUUGGGGGGGGGGGGUGGGGGGGUGGUCAGACAGUCCAACGUCCCCAGGGACCCCACCAUCGCCAACACUGCCCACGGCCGUAAACGGAAGCCACUUGGAUCUGCAUUUAACGCCGACAAAUCCGGACUCAUGUUUGUACUUUUUAUUCUGUCUGUCUACAUUUUGCGUCAGCUCUUGAGCCCUCUCAUGGAGUUCUGCGGCGUUAACGAGGGGGAGAUGGCCCCCGCCCGGGUGUGCAGCUUUGACUCUCGGUCGAGGGGAAGAUGAGGCCUUAUGAUCAGCGGCCAUCCGCACGCCCCCUGCUGGUUCUGUAUCGCUCGCACACCCAGUGUCGUUGGAUACCAUCAGAGAGCUUGAUUGCCCAAGUGGGGUGGGGGAGGGGGGCUGGAAAAGCAUUGUAAAGAAUUUAGUACUUUCUUAAAUCCUUGUGUCGAUC
Molecule: messenger RNA, 4193 nt
Organism: Amblyraja radiata (thorny skate)
Lineage: Eukaryota; Metazoa; Chordata; Chondrichthyes; Rajiformes; Rajidae
Product: PHD finger protein 20
Exons: 22
Coding region: 353-3685 (1110 amino acids)
Biological process (GO): regulation of transcription by RNA polymerase II
Cellular component (GO): NSL complex; MLL1 complex
Source: RefSeq, a predicted model, not a curated record